Messenger RNA from Microstroma glucosiphilum, 1506 nucleotides. Its product is annotated as putative 3-phosphoglycerate dehydrogenase. NCBI's taxonomy places the organism in Eukaryota, Fungi, Basidiomycota, Exobasidiomycetes, Microstromatales, Microstromataceae. Bases 1 to 1506 code for a protein of 501 amino acids. Gene Ontology annotation, molecular function: NAD binding; oxidoreductase activity, acting on the CH-OH group of donors, NAD or NADP as acceptor. The transcript has 2 exons. The record is from RefSeq and is a predicted model, not a curated record.
AUGGGCCGCGGCUCCCCCUCGUCCCCAACAUACGGCGCUUCCAGCUCCCCUCCUACCGCAAGGGCAGGCAUCGCUGGCUCCUUCUCCGCAAUGAUGGCUGCCCAGCAGUCCUCGCCCUCUGCAAAUGCAUUCGCCAUGCAGAACGCAUCUACCUCGCCCCGAUCUCACGGCAGCGGUCAAGCUAAUGGUAUCCCGAUUCCCUCCGGUGGCCGACGUCCUUCCGUCUCCCACAACAUGCCAAAGGUGCUCACACCGUUCAACACCUCUUCCAUCAAGAUCCUCUUGCUAGAGGCAGUGUCGCUCGGCGCCGUAGACAUGCUCAGGAAGCAGGGAUACCAGGUAGACUACGAGAAGGACGCCAUGUCCGAGGACCAGCUGAUCGAGAAGAUCAAGGACUACCACGUCAUUGGUAUUAGAAGCAAAACGAAGCUGACCGAGAAGGUAUUCCGCGCUGCAGACAAGCUACUUGUGGUCGGCUGCUUCUGCAUCGGUACCAACCAAGUCGACCUCUUGGCUGCCGCUCGUCGAGGUGUCUGUGUGUUCAACUCCCCCUUUGCCAACUCGCGCUCGGUAGCCGAGCUAGUCAUCGGAGAGACCAUUGCCCUCUCGCGUCAGCUCGUCGAUCGCGCUUCGGAGCUGCGAAGGGGCGACUGGCAGAAGGUAUCCAAGGGUUGCUACGAGAUCAGAGGCAAGACAUUGGGCAUUGUAGGGUACGGACACAUUGGUAGUCAGCUUUCGGUCCUGGCUGAGAGCAUGGGUAUGACUGUGGUCUACUAUGAUGUGUUCCCUUUGAUGCCUCUGGGAACCGCCCGUCAGACUGAGACUCUAGAGGAGCUCUUGAGUGUUUCCGACUUUGUCACACUUCACGUACCCGAGAUUGAGGACACAAAGAACAUGAUCUCCACUGCGCAGCUUGCCUGCAUGAAGAAGGGCUCUUACCUGCUCAACAACGCUCGUGGUACCGUUGUCGACCUGCCCGCCCUAUGUGAGGCUCUGGAGUCUGGUCACCUGGCCGGAGCAGCUGUGGAUGUCUACCCACGCGAGCCCAAGGGCAACGGCAAGGGCAACUUUGACAACGAUCUCAACCCUUGGGCUACCCGUCUUCGUGCUUGCCCCAACAUCAUCCUCACACCUCACAUCGGUGGAUCGACAGAAGAGGCACAGAGGAUGAUCGGUCAGGAGGUUGCCACAGCUCUGAUUCGAUACAUCAACUUUGGUGGCUCGGUAGGCGCUGUCAACUUCCCCGAGGUCGACCUACGUGCCAUCACUGAGGCUGAUCGCUCGGUCAUUCGAAUUUGCCACGUCCACCAGAACCAACCCGGUGCGCUGAGGAGCAUCAACUCGCUUUUGGGCAACUACAAUGUCGACAAGCAGCACACGGAUUCCAAGACUGACGUCGCAUACUUGAUGGUGGAUAUCAGUGGUGUUAGUGAGGAGGAGACGAGUAGGAUCUACGAGAGUGUCAGUGGGCUGCCGACGAACAUCCUGACCAGGCUGUUGACCUAA